Molecule: messenger RNA, 588 nt
Organism: Sus scrofa (pig)
Lineage: Eukaryota; Metazoa; Chordata; Mammalia; Artiodactyla; Suidae
Gene: MGP
Product: matrix Gla protein
Biological process (GO): regulation of bone mineralization
Cellular component (GO): extracellular region
Molecular function (GO): calcium ion binding
Source: RefSeq, marked provisional
CGUGAAGCCACUGCACGAGACCCUGAGAGCAACCUCAGGACGCAGGGACCAUGAAGAGCCUGCUCCUUCUCUCCGUCCUGGCUGCCUUGGCCGUGGCAGCCCUGUGCUAUGAAUCUCAUGAGAGCUUGGAAUCCUAUGAAAUCAAUCCCUUCCUUAACAGGAGAAAUGCUAAUACCUUUAUAUCGCCACAGCAGAGAUGGAGAGCGAAAGCCCAAGAGAGAAUCCGAGAACUCAACAAGCCUCCCUAUGAGUUAAACCGGGAAGCUUGCGAUGACUACAAACUUUGCGAACGCUAUGCCAUGGUUUAUGGAUACAACGCCGCCUACAAUCGUUAUUUCCGGCAGCGCCCAGGGGCCAAAUAAGACCAGAAAAAGUGUCUCUCUCCAGACCCCAGUGGCUGGUUUUGUAAUCCCUUGCAGUAGCAUCACUGAACUAUAUAGACACAGACAAAUUGCUUGUUUCUUCAAUGUCCUUGUCUGGCCUCAUCCCCUUUCCUGACCCAGGUUGAUAAGGAAUGAAAGUGCCAUGGAGUGAAGGUCAAAAGAGUUAAACAUGUGAUUAUUCCAUAAUAAAUUUCUUGGAAACUUA